Tachyglossus aculeatus (Australian echidna) is the source of this 1985-nucleotide messenger RNA. RefSeq names its product meiotic kinetochore factor (gene MEIKIN). The record is from RefSeq and is a predicted model, not a curated record. The transcript is spliced from 15 exons. The coding region runs from base 290 to 1603 and encodes 437 amino acids. Gene Ontology annotation, biological process: homologous chromosome segregation; male meiosis chromosome segregation; meiotic sister chromatid cohesion, centromeric. NCBI's taxonomy places the organism in Eukaryota, Metazoa, Chordata, Mammalia, Monotremata, Tachyglossidae. Gene Ontology annotation, cellular component: kinetochore.
UUGUGGAUUUCAUGCAAUCCCAGAACAAGUUUCCUGAGUGACCCUCUCAAUUCCCCACUUGCUUCAUUGCCUUUACUUCUUCUCCCAUAUCAGUUUGAAGGCUGGUUCAGUGUCUGUGAUCAGUGACAGGUGCUGUGACAUUGGGACUUGGGGGCUGGAAUCAGGAAGAGAGGAAGAAACAUCUAAUACCUAGCAAAACCGAGCAAGGGGUCAGACCAUCCAAAAAACACCGUCCGGUAUAAACCUGGACAAUUGACCACCCUAGUGAAGAUCCAAAAAGAGCUUAAGAAUGGAUUCAUUUGAAGUACGGCACCGCCGGAAAAUGGAACUGUGGAAAUUGCGGGUGUUUCAGCCGAGAAAACGGGCCGGGGCGAACCCCGUCUCCACCCCGCUGCCCGGCCGGGCCCGCCCUGCCCGCAUCUCCCCGCCUCGCCCAGGAGCCGCCCCACCAGCCGCCCACAGCCUGAAGGGAAAACUCAAAGUGAAAGCUCUACCAAAGGUUAAAGAAAAUGCCGAGCUGACCCAACUAGAUGAGACUCCUUCUACCUCACAAAGGUCGAUAAUUGUACAGUUAAACAUUACAGAAAAAAUGACAAUGGAAGAAAAUAUCGAAGAUGCCAAGAACAAGGUUCUCCAGAAAGAAUCAAAAAUGGACAGUUCAGAAAGUAAAGAGAGUUUGAGAAGCAGUCCAACAACUACAGGAAUGACGACCACUAUUGAUACUCCCUCAUUUCUGAAUUUUUCUGACUCAGAUUUCUCUGAAGAUUCUGAAGAUAAUUUAAGUAGUUUCCCAUCACCUGAAGUGUUCAGGGAAGCAGAUUGCAUAGAUUUCGAUGACUCGAAUGCCCAAAACUGUCUCAAGUAUAAGAAUUCUACUCUUCUGGACACCAGCACAGCCGUAGCCAUAGAGGAGGUUCAACAAUUUUCAAAUCUUUCUGCCAUUAGAGCGACCAUUUCAGAAGACUGUGAGGAACAGCCUAGCAAGAAAAAGGGAUCAUCAAACGAUGAAAAAAUUGCUCCCAGAUCGAAGAACAUUUUAACUCCAGAAACUGGUAAGAAAGAUUGUAAGAUUUCACCUGCUGAGGAGAAAACUCCAGACACAAAGUCCAGAGUAUGUUCUUCGGCACCUGCAAGGCCAAAGAAAAAACCUAGAACUCAUUCCGAACCCAGAAAUACUCAUUUUAAAACGAGGAUAAAUUUCUCCCAUGAUUUAAAAACCAAGACUCCAUGUAACCAGAGAUCAGCCACCCAAGUUACUCCGAGUACAAGUGCAGAAAUGCUUCCAGCUAAUCACCUGGAAAGUAAAAUGAAAAAUAAGAGAUUGCGAUCAAGCACUCCAUGCUCAAAGGCAGGUGACCUCGUGCUUAAUUUAUCACCUGUGAAAAAAUCAUCUUUGGAGGAGGAAUUAUUACCAAACGUGAGCUGUUUUAUAAACUCAGAUGAAAUUGUUCCUGCAUCCUUAAAUUCAGAAGUAGGACCUCCUUAUCAGAUUCCACCUAAUGCACCUGAAAUAUGCUGUAUUCUGAGAGCUUCACCAGGAACUAGAAUGGGAAAGAUCAAAUAUGUUACCAAAAAAAAAUCCCACCUUAAAAAAAGAGCCUAAAGAUAUACUAUCAUGAUGGAUUGACUGAGGGCAAGAGAGUUAUGACUGAAUCUUUCAGUUUCCUUCCAAAGUCAAAUGACAGGUGAAGCAAAAUACACUGAACAAGUUUGCCUGGUUGAAAUUUGUAACCUAAAAUAAAUAUAUGAAAAUUGAUAGAUAUUAUUAAUAUUUUUGUAGCUCAAAGUAGGUUGGAUCUUGUUCUCAAAUGUUCCAUACGUUAAAUAGCCAUUUCAUUUUGAGCAGUCAAGUUGAGUUCUAAAUGUUGUCCUAAAAGCAAAAGAUUAAAAAAGUAUGUGUGACAUUUAAAAUAGUUGAAAGGAAUUUGUAAAAUUGUUUGUGUUGUAGGUUCAUAAGUACGAUUAGGUUGUUGUCAGAGUUUAUU